AUGGCCGAUGGAACGCAAUUUUAUGAAAUACUUAAAAUUGAUCGUGAUUCAUCGAAUUUUAAUUCUUUAUUUGAUAUAUUGCAAAAAGUUCAUUUAUCAAAUGGACAUGCAGGUCGCGAUCGUAUGAUGAAAGUAUUAAAAAGUCAAUAUCAAAAUGUUACAUACAGGGAUGUGCAAUUAUUUUUAAGUUUAUGCGAGACUUGUAUACAAAAACAAAAGAACAGUCAAAAGAAAGGACUUAUUGUUGAACCAAUGAUAUUUCAGGAUUUAAUAUCUGGAGUUCAUUUAGUAGCGGAUGAUAGUACGCCAGAGCAAUGUCAGGAAUUACAAACAAAAAUAAAUGAGUCAGGAAAUACAGAAGAUUUUAUUACAGUAAAAGAAGAAUGCAUUAGUUCAACAACAUCUACAAUGAGUCAGACUGAAAUAUCAUAUGGAAGGAAUUCAAAAUUGUCCCUACGAGAAAUUUUAACAAAUGAUAAUGAAUUUGAUGCAUUUGGUCGAAAUGUUUCACUUCAAUUACAACAAAUGCCACUAGCAGCUGCAUUAGAAACACAAGAAUUGAUUCAACGAAUUAUUCGACAAAAACGUGUAUCCAUAUUAACAAAUACUCAAGCUAUAACAAAUAUGAGUGACUGUGGCGAAAAUUAA
Molecule: messenger RNA, 648 nt
Organism: Chrysoperla carnea
Lineage: Eukaryota; Metazoa; Arthropoda; Insecta; Neuroptera; Chrysopidae
Exons: 3
Coding region: 1-648 (215 amino acids)
Source: RefSeq, a predicted model, not a curated record